AUGGGACUCUUCCAUCUUUCCAUUGGGAACUUAUCUUCCAAACUAGAAAAAUUCUCUGCAUUCGAGGCCGGAUUGAAGGGAGGAAUUCCUGCUGAGAUAGGCAACUUAACCGAGUUGAUUCAACUUCGUUUGGAUGGAAAUCAAAUGUCGGGUAAUAUCCCUCUCAGUCUGAAGCAUUUGAGCAAGCUCCAAGGCUUGUAUUUGCAUAACAACAACUUCAAAGGCUCUAUUCCAGAUGAUAUUUGUGAUAUACGCAGCUUGUCAGACUUGGGUUUGAGUGGAAAUCAGUUGUCUGGUGCAAUUCCAAAGUGUUUAGGAAAUCUCACAUCCCUACGCCAACUUUUUCUAGAUUCUAACAAGCUGGUCUCAACCAUACCAUCUGGCUUGUGGGGCCUCAAAGAUUUGCUGGCGCUGGACUUAUCCUUAAACUCGUUGUCUGGAUUCUUACCUCGGGAGGUUGGUGAUCUGGUAGCGGCGGUUUACAUAAAUCUAUCGGUGAAUCAGUUGUCGGAGUCUAUUCCAAGCACGGUUGGUAGUUUGCAAAAUUUGAUCAAUCUUUCUUUGUCACAUAACAGCUUUGAAGGCUUGAUCCCAGUGACAAUUGGUAGCAUGGUUGGUUUGGAAAAUCUUGACUUAUCCUACAAUAACAUCUCUGGUUCAGUGCCAAAAUCUCUUCAGAAUCUUCAACAUCUCAACAGCUUUGAUGUCUCUUUCAAUGCUUUAAGUGGAGAAAUUCCGAGCGAUGGUCCGUUUAUGAAUUUCACAAUGGACUCAUUUAAAGGUAACCAAGCACUAUGUGGAAAUCCAAGGUUCGGUGUCCCACCUUGUCGCGUUGUUGUCUCCAGUCGUAGAUCUAAGACGACGGAGGUGAAAUUUGCUUUCUUCGUUCUGGGUGGAGUUUUGGCUUUUGCAACGAUUCUGUGUGCAGGCUUUGUUUUCCUCAGACACAAAAGGAGAAGGAAAGAUGAAGCUAUUACAGAAGAAAAUGGUGGAGUUUUGAAUAUUAUAAUUCAAGGAAUAUCAUAUUUUGAACUCUCAAGAGCUACUCAACAUUUCAAUGAGAGCAACUUACUAGGCAUGGGAGGUUUUGGUUCUGUUUAUAGAGGAAUUCUUGGAGAUGGGAAAGCCAUUGCUGUGAAGGUGUUCAAACAACAAUCUGAAGCGGCGUUUAAGAGCUUCGACGUUGAAUGUGAAGUUCUGCGCAAUAUUAGUCACAGAAAUGUGACGAAAGUCAUAAGCAGCUGCUCGAACGGAGAAUUCAAGGCUUUAGUACUUGAAUACAUGCCAAGAGGAAACCUUGAGAAGUGGUUGUAUUCACACAACUAUUUCUUGGAUUUCACACAGAGGUUGAAUAUAAUGAUAGAUGUGGCGUCGGCAUUGGAAUAUCUUCAUCAUGGCUAUUCUACUCCGAUUGUUCAUUGUGACUUGAAACCGAGUAAUGUCUUGUUAGACGAAGAGAUGGUUGCUCAUGUGAGCGAUUUUGGUUUAUCGAAACUAUUAUUGGGCAAGGAGGAGAGCCUUGUGAUUACACAAACUCUAGCAACACUAGGCUACAUUGCUCCAGGGAUCGUCUCGACGAGAUGUGAUAUCUACAGCUACGGUGUAAUGUUGAUGGAAACCUUUACGAGAAAAAAACCAAGCGACGAUAUGUUUGGUGGAGAUGUAAGGUUGAAGGCGUGGAUUGAAAGGUCAGUUCCAGAAUCAACAUAUAGUGUGAUAGAUGCCAACUUAGUAAUGGAUCUUGACAAGGAAGAGGGAGACAAAAUUCUUAAAUCAACAUCUUCCAUAUUUGAGUUGGCUUUCAAGUGCUCUGCAGAAUCUCCUUAUGAUAGGAUUACCAUGAAAGAAGCUCUAGCCGAGCUGCACAAAAUCAAAGGUCGCGCGUACUAG
This is a messenger RNA of Salvia splendens (bonfire salvia), 1890 nucleotides long. Its product is annotated as receptor kinase-like protein Xa21. Lineage: Eukaryota; Viridiplantae; Streptophyta; Magnoliopsida; Lamiales; Lamiaceae. Gene Ontology annotation, biological process: protein phosphorylation. The record is from RefSeq and is a predicted model, not a curated record. The transcript has 2 exons. Gene Ontology annotation, molecular function: protein binding; protein kinase activity; ATP binding. Bases 1 to 1890 code for a protein of 629 amino acids.